GGGGCGUCGUUCAUUCAUAUUUCCCCAUCCCUUCUCUGUGAGUCUACAGCUACCGCUGCUCUGCUAAGAUCUCGAGGUCUUACAAUGGCGUAUUUUGAAUCCUCAUCUCCUCCGCCUCCAAAUUGCCUUCUUCCUCUUCCACCUUCACCAACCUUUGAUCCUCCUCCUCCUCCUCCUCCUCCAAUUCGCCCUCUAUUCCCUUUCCCCACGCGCCCCGCCAUUCGAGUCACCUCCGAAUUCGACAGCGAAUCCUCCAUUUUCUUCCACAAGGUUUCAUGCAAGCUCCUCCAAAACCUCGCCAAGAUCAAGCUCUCCUUCCAGAACAACAACAAGGGCGAUAUCUCCGAUUCCCAGUUGCAGUUCCAUUCCAAGUAUCUUUCCAUCCACUACGACCCUGAACAACACAACGCUCUCCUCCGUUCUUCUCUCGAUGUUGGCCCUAGAUUGCAAUUCCGCGCUGCUCACGAUCUCAAGGCUCAACAAGGAGAGCUCGGUGUGGUUGCUAAAAUUGCUGAUCCUGGUUACGCCUUGGAAUUGUCUUCACCCGUUCCUGCGAUUGGGCUGCCGAGGGCAACGUUUAAGUUUCCCGUGGGGGAAAUUUCAUUGGAAGAAAGAGAAGAGGAGGAAGUGAACCGGGUUAUGUCGAUAAAUGGUGUUCUUAAAGGCCAACUUUUGAAUGGCACUUGCUGUGCUGAGUACAAGGAUGAAGAAUUGGAAUUGAAGUACAGCUACAAGGACGAGCCACUUUCAUUUAUUCCGAGAAUUUCUCUGCCUUCAAAUGCAUUGUCAUUUGCAUUCAAGCGUCGGUUCGGUCCUUCUGAUAAAUUGAGCUAUUGGUAUGAUUUGGAUUCUAACGACUGGAGUGCGGUGUACAAGCACACAUAUGGGAAAGAUUUGAAGCUUAAAGCUGGUUAUGAUGCGAAGGUCCGACUCGGCUGGGCGUCUCUUUGGGUUGGAGACGAAGGCGGGAAAGCAAAAACAGCUCCAAUGAAGAUGAAAGUACAAUUCAUGUUACAAGUUCCACAAGAUGACAUUAAGUCUGCAGCUCUAAUGUUCAGGGUCAAAAAGAGAUGGGAUAUAUGAUUUUGAGGCUCUCUUCAUUUUUCCAUAUUUACUGCUUCUUCUCAACGUUAGCUUUCUAUUUAGGUACAUGUUGAUGCUGAAAAUUAAACAUCUGUGGAUGAUCAUUUGUUACUAAUGAAGUUUCUUUUGUUGACAGAAAAAAGGAGGGGAAAAAAGAAACUUAAAUCCAUUUAUUUCUUAAGACUGCUCUCAUUUUCACAACUCAGCCAAUGGAUCAUAAAUUGUAUAUUAAUGUUAGCUACAUCUCUUACCCCAUGUAACCCCUAAAUCUUGCCGUUAAAAUGUAGUGAUAUUAAUGUAGCAA
This is a messenger RNA of Momordica charantia (bitter melon), 1387 nucleotides long. RefSeq names its product chloroplast outer envelope protein 37 (gene OEP37). Gene Ontology annotation, biological process: monoatomic cation transport. The record is from RefSeq and is a predicted model, not a curated record. NCBI's taxonomy places the organism in Eukaryota, Viridiplantae, Streptophyta, Magnoliopsida, Cucurbitales, Cucurbitaceae. Gene Ontology annotation, molecular function: monoatomic ion channel activity. Gene Ontology annotation, cellular component: chloroplast outer membrane.